AUGGCAACUCCCACCCAUGCUCUCUCGGUCAACAUCUACGGCCGCGGCGAUGCCACGCUCGGCGACGGCCCGUCACACAUGGGCAUCGCCGUGUACGAGAUCGGGGCCCGCACCUGCGAAAUGCACCACAUCCGCAACCCCAGCGAUACAGACUUCAUCUACGACCCGCGCACCCAGCCAUUACAGGAGGACCCUGUACUCCGGGGUCGAUGCAAACUCAUCAACUUCACAUCCGUCCAACAAAAAGACCACGCAGCUCGCCUCCUAUCAAACUUCGGCCGGAAUGACGCCAACAUCCCGAAUUCGGGCGUGGUGCCAUCCGGGGAAGGACUGUUCUGGGAAGAGAUGAUCAAUCUAAGUGCCGAGGCUAUGCAGGAUCGGUGUGUGCAGAGUGGGACGACGUGGAUUCCGGGCCCGGAACAGGUGUUCGAGGGCGAAGCUGAUGCUCGGUUUGCGGAUAAGGGCGAUGUGAAGCCUGUGGGUAGGUUGAUGCAGAACCCUGCGUUGAGGGAACGCAUGUUGGCUCUUGAGGGGGGUAUUCCUGCCGGUGGUUCUGUGGGUGUGGAUAAGGGGUUGUCUGGGGAGAGGCCGUUUUAUGUGUCGAGUCCUUUCUUUAGCCGUACGCGUGAGGUCCCUGGAUGUGAUGGUGAGGGUGCGUCUUCUUCUGCUGGUGCUGCUGCUGAGAGAAACAACCCUUCCGCAAAUUGA
Molecule: messenger RNA, 708 nt
Organism: Aspergillus nomiae NRRL 13137
Lineage: Eukaryota; Fungi; Ascomycota; Eurotiomycetes; Eurotiales; Aspergillaceae
Exons: 2
Coding region: 1-708 (235 amino acids)
Source: RefSeq, a predicted model, not a curated record